UGGUUUGUAUUGAAAUGAAUAUUAAGUGAUUAAGUGACACAUGGAAAUAUAUGGGAUGGUUGGUAAUAGAUGAGAAGUGUUUGGUGUGGUGUUUGCACAGAUCUUUAGUUAUUCAAAUGUAUGUAUACUUAAAAUGAAUGUAACAAUAUAUUAAAUUGAAGCAUUAUAGCAGAAUUCUUGGUGAACAGAUUAAAUUAAUUUGGACUCUCUACAAAAACUUUGAGAGAAAGGGGAGUGACCUGAAUGACGUUCCCUCACGUCAGCUGCUAAAGUGAAAGCGAAACUUGGAUAGGUGUCGACUCCUGACUGAAAAUAAGUUCAGUUCAUGUUUCAUCAGUAAAGUGAAAUAAUGUCCAAGGUCACUUUCUGUGGUUGGGAAGUUGAGUAUGAUGGUGACCACCAUCUGAAAGCUGAGCAAGAGGCUAAAUCUGGCAGACUUUACACAAUGUACCAUGGCACCAGUGUACAACUUGCCCGUCAGAUAAUUCAGAAUGGCUUCAAGCAGUCUCAAGACGGAAUGCUGGGUCCUGGUGUUUAUGUGAGCCGCGAUCAGAAGAAAGCCGAGCGCUACCCUUUGAAUAACCAUGUCUCUGACAAGGUAGUGCUGAAGUUGCAAGUUGAUUGUGGGAAGGUGAAACGCAUCGACAAAGACAAUCACCCCAUGCAAAAAUCCUGGCACAUGCAGGGCUUCGACACUGCAUGGGUGCCCCCAAAAUGUGGAAUGAAAGCUGUUCCAAGUGGCCUUGAGGAGGAUUGCAUUUGGGACCCAAACAGGGUUAAGGUGACUGAUAUUGCUGUUGCACCCAAUACCACUCUUUUAGCUGAACUUCGCCAGCUGAUAUCUCAGAGAAAUAAUCAGUUUACGAAUCAGUCCUCUGGCCAAGGAGCCUGUACCUUAUGCAAGAGAACUAAUGAUCCUGCUCAUGGUGUACAAUCAUGUUGGGGAUGUGGACAGAAUAUCUGUAUCCUCAUGGCAAAACAUGUUUGCCUGGUCAAGCCAUAAUAGACCUCUGAAGUUCGCCUACAAAAAGGACCCAAAGCUGCCAUCUUUGCCCAUAUAAGGAGAUCCAAUUGUUAAUCAAAGUUGCACUGCAAGUUAGCUCUAGAGUAGCAAAAAACAAAGUUUGCCAUAUUAACGUACCGAAGAUCAUAGUACCCACUCGAAGGCAGAUGACAAAAGUGUGUAGGGCAAAACGUCUGCAUUUCAGAGUUCUUUGUGCCCUGCGAGAGUGUAACAGGUACGUCGUAACAGAGAGUGUUAUUUUCCCAAAAAUCGCAAAAUACCGUAUCUCCUUAUAUGGGCAAAGAUGGAAGCUUUUGUAGGCGAACUUCAGAAGACUAUGUGAAAAUCCCAUUUUUUUGCUAGAGAUUUGACGUGAUAAAAAUGACAAUCAUUUUUGUAUUAACGAAUUUGUGUUAAAAAUGCAUACAUUUAUUAGUCUUUUUUCUGUCUGAAGGUGGGGACAUCUUGUAGCCUAUAAUAAGCCAUAUCGAUCUCUGAAAAAGUAAUUCUGUUCUGAUUUCAUGACUUUGACUCAUAAGAGAGAGCUCAAAUUAAAAGGUUUAAUUGA
Molecule: messenger RNA, 1571 nt
Organism: Alosa sapidissima (American shad)
Lineage: Eukaryota; Metazoa; Chordata; Actinopteri; Clupeiformes; Clupeidae
Gene: gig2p
Product: grass carp reovirus (GCRV)-induced gene 2p
Exons: 2
Coding region: 350-1003 (217 amino acids)
Cellular component (GO): cytoplasm
Molecular function (GO): NAD+ poly-ADP-ribosyltransferase activity
Source: RefSeq, a predicted model, not a curated record